UAUGGGUAUACCUUUAUUGGCAAGGGCACCGUGCCGGCAUUUAUCGAGGAUCUCGAACACGAAGUAAAGGUCUAUCAGGCCCUCCAGCCGCUGCAGGGUAAAGCCACACCUGUCUUUUUCGGGGCAAUCGACCUACGUUCGAUAUCACGCACUUAUUACUACGACUUCCGAGUCCGAGUUCAAUACAUGAUGUUUCUAUCCUGGGGUGGUGAUAGCUUGGACUCGGUGCGCACUGCGGGCGACGAUGGAGAUCUAAGGCGACAAUUGAUUCAUGCCAUCCGUGGCUUGCACACUUGUGGGGUCGCGCACAAGGAUCUCCGGUCUCCGAAUGUGCUGAUAAACCGAGAGACUGGACAGAUUAGGAUAUGCGAUUUCGAAAGGGCUGUUUUGAUGGAACGUCCUCGGCUCCCUCUU
This is a messenger RNA of Truncatella angustata, 414 nucleotides long. RefSeq lists its product as uncharacterized. Gene Ontology annotation, molecular function: protein kinase activity; ATP binding. Gene Ontology annotation, biological process: protein phosphorylation. The transcript has a single exon. NCBI's taxonomy places the organism in Eukaryota, Fungi, Ascomycota, Sordariomycetes, Amphisphaeriales, Sporocadaceae. The annotation marks the transcript as partial. The record is from RefSeq and is a predicted model, not a curated record.